Molecule: messenger RNA, 2828 nt
Organism: Orussus abietinus
Lineage: Eukaryota; Metazoa; Arthropoda; Insecta; Hymenoptera; Orussidae
Gene: ZC3H3
Product: zinc finger CCCH domain-containing protein 3
Exons: 2
Coding region: 261-1940 (559 amino acids)
Cellular component (GO): nucleus
Molecular function (GO): metal ion binding
Source: RefSeq, a predicted model, not a curated record
CCAAUUCCGUAUCCACUUUACUUCAUAUCAGUGGUUUCAGCAGUUGUCUACUUUUGUUUGGUUAAGAGUUACGAUCUAUAAAACGUGGGAAAUUUUAACGAAGCUGAAUAUAAUCGUAUAGAAUCCAAAAGUUCCCAAGCCUUUUUGGAAAAUCGGCAAGAGUUGGAGUGCUAAGAUUCGUACGUUGACGAAGGACAUACUCCAUAUGGAAGAUAUAUAUAUAUCUAUUGGAUGACACAGAGCAGAAUUGUUUCAAAACAAUGUCUAAUAUAAUACAUUCAGAUGCAGUGUGUUCUCAUGAAAAAGCUACCGUUUGUACAUCACAGCAUACAUCGUAUUGUGCACUACAAAAUGACUCUGGUGCGAGAAUUGGAAAACAUUUGAUCAAAUGCGUAACCAAUAUUGGUCCAAAUUUGCAAGAUCAAAGCAAAUAUAUUUCUACGCAAUCUCUUCUGGAGUCUAGGAAUGUAUAUAUAAAUCCAAAUUUUAAGCCUAAAUGUUCUACAAUCCAUUUUAAUCCAAAAAUGCAGGUAAAACCAUCAGUGUAUUUAAAUCCAAAAUUAAUGAAAAACAUCGUACUUCCAUGUAAACCUGAAGAAAAUGUUAAAAUAGCAGAGAGUAAACAAAGCACCAAACAAUCAAGUGAAGCUAUAAAAAUUAAAAAAUCAGUAUACGUAAAUCCUGUGCUGAUGAGGAAAUUAUCUUCUGCCACAUCUAUAUCUUCCAAGCAAUGUAGUUUACCUUUAAAUAAAGGAACUACUGGCGAAAGUAAUUAUGUCAUACGAUCUAAAACGAAACUCAUUCGAAAUUCACUUAAUGUAACUCCAAGAAAGACUGUGGGCACAAACUUUAUUUCGUUAUCGCAAAGGAAAAUUAUUCGCGUGAAACAUAACAAACGUACAUCUAAUGUGUCACCUUUGAAUCCCAAGAAAAACCGAUUGCAGACAUGUACCAAUCCAUGGAAAAUAAAGGUUUCGUCGCGAUAUAAGCUUAUCAAGGACACAACAAAUAAAUUAAGUACUCAUCUUGACACAAUCAGAUCUGUCCAAGUGAAUAAGUAUAAGAUUGAUAGAACCAAUGUUCAGAAAAAGAAAUAUAUCAGGAAUGAUUCAGUGGUAGUAAGAAAAACAAUUAACAAAGUCAAACAAAAAAGUAUACAAAUUUUACGAAAUAAGAUGCAAAAGAAUAAUCUACCUUGUCUAUUGUUUCAAAGAUUUGGAUACUGUGCAAAUCAGGCGAAAGGCACAUGUCCAAAGCUUCACGACAAAAAACAAGUAGCAUUAUGUCAAAAAUUUUUGCAAGGAAAAUGUCUUUUAGACAAUUGCCCAUUAUCGCAUAACAUUGGUCCAGAGAAGAUGCCCACUUGUAAAUAUUUCUUAGAGGGUUGUUGCAAUCGUGAAGCUUGUCCCUACCUUCAUGUUAAAGUUUCUAAAGAUACACCUAUAUGCACGGAGUUCCUAAGAGGGUACUGUGCCGAGGCAAGUAAGUGCAAACGUCGGCAUGUGUACGUAUGUCCAGAAUUUGAUAAAACAGGAAUGUGCGCAAAAGGUAAGAAGUGUCCGUAUCCUCAUAAAUCAGCUAUUCCAGCUAAAAAGCAACCAAGUAAGUUAUUUAAAAGGAACCGUAGUAUAUCUAAGGUUGAACUUACAAAACAAUCAGUUCCUGACAAAGCUCUACAAUCCCCAGAAAAUAGGAAGCGAUAUUAUGAUGAGACUGAUAGUCCGCAACAAUGUAUUGAUAAUAAAAGACAAAGCAUUAUGAAAAAAAUUGAAAUCAUGAAAAAUGUACAAAAUAGUAAGAUAAGCGGCUCGGAAUCAGAAGAAAAAAAUGAUGAUGUUCAAAUGGAUUGUAGCAAUAUUAUUGAAGACAAAAUGAACAUAUGUGAUUGUCCCAGAAAGGUCCCCUUAGGACCAUUACCUUCAUAUAUCCCUAUUAAUUAAUUUUAAAGAAACUUAUUUUUCAAAUGUGUAUGAUUUAAUUAUGUGGCUAGGUUUAUUUAUGAAAAUGUGGUAGAUAUUUUUAAAAUGCAACUAAUAAGGUCCUAACAUUUUUGUUAAUAUUUAAUAAAAUGAAAAUGUAUUUUAUAAACUUUAUUUUUCGCUUAGAGAUCAGGUUUGAUAUUAUAUGACAUGAGUCAUGCUCAAUUAAUGGGACAUUCGUUAUUUUUAUUAUUUUUUAAGAACUAUAGUGUUAAUUCAUUUAGUAAUUAAAUUUGACAUGAAAUAUCAUAAUUUUAAGAAGCAGGAUUUAUAUACUUACACUAUUUUUAUAUUGCCUUAUUCAAUUAAUCGGGCUUGGAAUUUAUUAGAACUGUAGCUUUUGUACGUAUACAUCUAGAAAUAUUAAUAUAAAGUAACUAUGUGUUGUCAAUUCCUGUGUCCUUGAAAUAAUAUUUGUGCAAUUAACGAAUCAUCUUCCACUUUAAUAAGUGCGAUACACACCAAGAUUUAAAUUUUAUUGUUUUAUAUGUUCAUUGAACAGUGGAUAUAUGUUCUACAUUGUUUUUGUAUAUUUUUGCUUGACAUGCAAAAAUCCUAUUAGUAAAGAGUAAAGCUGUAUUGAGAACUCAAAUUACAGUAACAAUUUUUAACUAAGUGGAAAAUGAACAUUGUUGGUUUAUUUAAAUUUUAAAAUUACUAUAGUUACCGUUUAGUUGAGUCUAAAUAAAAUUGAAGUUGUUUUCUGUCUUUACAAUAUGGUUAAGAUAAAAACAAUCUUUUCAAAAAUGUAAUAUAUGUGUACAAAUGCGGCGAUGGGUAGAAGUAAUGAAUUUGCAUUCAGUAAAACCAUGUAAUUAGUUUAAUAAAUCUAUAAGUUCUUUAGGAAAA